Messenger RNA from Heteronotia binoei (common prickly gecko), 3301 nucleotides. Its product is annotated as oocyte zinc finger protein XlCOF6-like. Gene Ontology annotation, molecular function: RNA polymerase II cis-regulatory region sequence-specific DNA binding; DNA-binding transcription factor activity, RNA polymerase II-specific. Gene Ontology annotation, biological process: regulation of transcription by RNA polymerase II; central nervous system development. The record is from RefSeq and is a predicted model, not a curated record. The coding region runs from base 598 to 2961 and encodes 787 amino acids. The transcript has 7 exons. NCBI's taxonomy places the organism in Eukaryota, Metazoa, Chordata, Lepidosauria, Squamata, Gekkonidae. Gene Ontology annotation, cellular component: nucleus.
UUCUCUCCUUCUCCCCAGAGAGAAGCCUCUUUUCAUAGCCGAGUGACUAAAGGCAUCUUUAUACAGUCAGAAGUGACCCAAGAGAAGGGGAAGGAGAUGGAAGAGCAGAACCCAGAAGAAGGUGGAGCUGGCAAGACAGCAAAGAAAGACCCCCGCCCCACCCAAGCUGGGAGCAGUGUUGAAUUUUGGGAGAGCCCAGGGCCAAAUAUCGGUUCUCAGCUCACUGCAGUCUCAGAUGUGUAUUGCCGACGCUUCCGGCAAUUCUGCUACCAUGAGGCCGGUGGGCCCCGAGAGGUUUGCAGCCAGCUCCAUGGACUUUGCAGCCACUGGCUGAAGCCGGAGAGGCACACCAAGAAGCAGAUCGUGGACCUGGUGAUUCUGGAGCAGUUCCUGACUCUCCUGCCCCAGGAAAUGCAGUGCUGGGUCAGAGGAUGUGGGCCAGAGACCAGUUCCCAGGCAGUGGCCCUGGCUGAAGGUUUCCUCCUGAGUCAGGCAGAGGAGAAGAGGCAGGCAGAACAGAGAGAAGCCUCUCUUCAUAGCUGAGUGGCUAAAGGCAUCUUUAUACAGUCAGAGGUGACCCAAGAGAAAGGGAAAGAGAUGGAAGAGCAAAACCCAAAAGAACCUGGGACUGGCAAAACAGCAAAGAAAGGCCCCCGCCCCACCCAAUCUGAGAGCAGUGUUGAAUUCUGGGAGAGCCCAGUCUCAGAUAUCGGUUCUCAGCUCACUGCAGUCUCAGAUAGGCAUUGCCAACGCUUCCAGCAUUUCCGCUACCAUGAGGCCGAUGGGCCCCGAGAGGUUUGCAGCCAGCUCCAUGGACUUUGCAGCCGCUGGCUGAAGCCGGAGAGGCACACCAAGAAGCAGAUCGUGGACCUGGUGAUCCUGGAGCAGUUCCUGACUCUCCUGCCCCAGGAAAUGCAGUGCUGGGUCAGAGGAUGUGGGCCGGAGACCAGUUCCCAGGCGGUGGCCCUGGCCGAAGGUUUCCUUCUGAGUCAGGCAGAGGAGAAGAGGCAGGCAGAACAGAUAUGGGCACCAUCCCUGAAGAAAGAAGCUACACUCUGUGAGGCAGAAGGAGAUUCCUUGGAGCAAGGCAGUGGAAAGUUGAGCCGCCAUCUUUUUAGAGGUGUGGAAACGGCGGCUGCACCUCUGGUCCAGUCUCCAUUUUCCUUUGAGGAGGUGGCCGUGUAUUUCACCGAAGCAGAAUGGGCCCUACUGGAUCCGGGCCAAAGAGCUCUCUACCGGGAAGUCAUGCUGGAGAACCAUGGAAGCGUGGCCUCUCUAGAAGCCAGAAGUAUGAGAGAGACUUUGGUGGAGAGAAACAGCAACCUUGCAUCUGAAGAAGGGCUGGAGAGAUUCUCAAGAGGAUCCCAAGAGCAUAUUUCCUUCAAGACAGAGGAUGAUUGGAGGAAUGAGAAAGGGGAGGAACUUCAUCAGCUUAUGCCAGAUAGAGUUAAAACUGAAGACUUGAAGGGAAACCCCAGGAAUCGAGGCAGACAUAAGAGAAAGAAAGGUGGCCAUAUGGUUGAGAAGAGAGAUGGAAGAAAACGUAGUGAGCUUUUUCCAAAGCACGGGAUAAUGAAGGCAAGUAAAUGCAUUCAGUGUGGAAAAUACUUCAGAAAUAGAUCACAGCUUCUUGUGCACCAAAGAAUACAUAGAGGAGAGAAACCGUUUGAAUGCUCAGAGUACGGGAAGAGAUUCAGUGAGAGGGGGCAUCUUCAACAGCAUCAGAGAUCCCACAUGCGGGAAAAACCCUUUGAAUGCUCAGAGUGUGGAAAGAAAUUCAGUUGGAAUGUCACUCUUCAACUGCACCAAGGAAUCCACAGAGGGGAGAAACCUUUUGAAUGCUGGGAUCAUGGAAAGAGAUUCAGUCAGAGUGACACUCUUCAACAGCAUCAGAAAACCCACACAGGGGACAAAACAUUUGAAUUCUCAGAGAGUCAAAAGAGAUUGAGUCAGAGUGAUAAUCUUCAGUCUUAUCAGAGAACCCACAUAGGGGAGAAACCUUUUGAAUGCCUAGAGUGUGGAAAGAGAUUCAGUCAUAAUGUCAGUCUUCAAUAUCAUAAGAGAACCCACACAGGGGAGAAACCUUUUGAGUGUUCACUGUGUGGAAAGAAAUUCUGUUCAAGAGGGGAUAUUCUAAAGCACCAGAGGAUUCACACAGGGGAGAAACCUUUUGAAUGUUCAGUGUGUGGAAAGAGAUUCAGUCAAAGUGGCAAUCUUCAACAGCAUCUGACAACCCAUACGGGGGAGAAAGCUUUUGAGUGUUCCGUGUGUGGAAAAAGAUUCAGUCAGAGUGGCAGUCUUCAGCAGCAUCUGACAACCCACACAGGGGAGAAACCUUUUGAUUGCUCAGAGUGUGGAAAGAGAUUCCGUCGGCGUGACCAUCUGCAACUGCACCUAGGAAUCCACACAGGGGAGAAACCAUUUGAAUGCUCAGAGUGUGGAAAGAGAUUCAGUCGUAAUGGCACUCUUCAGCAGCACCAAAGAACCCACAGAGGUGAGAAACCUUUUGAAUGCACAGAGUGUGGAAAGAGAUUCAGUCAUAGUGUCAGUCUUCAAUAUCAUAAGAGAACCCACACAGGGGAGAAGCCUUUUGAAUGUUCACUGUGUGGAAAGAGAUUCAGUUCAAAGGGGGAUAUUUUAAAGCACCAGAGAACUCACACAGGGGAGAAACCUUUUGAAUGUUCAGUAUGUGGAAAGAGAUUCAGUCAGAAUGGCAAUCUUCAACAGCAUCUGACAACGCAUACAGGGGAGAAAGCUUUUGAAUGUUCAGUAUGUGGAAAGAGAUUCAGUCAGAAUGGCAAUCUUCAACAGCAUCUGACAACGCAUACAGGGGAGAAAGCUUUUGAUUGCUCAGAGUGUGGAAAGAGAUUCAGUCGGAGUGGUUAUUUGCAACGGCACCUAAGAACACACACAGGGGAGAAGACUCUGAAUGCUCAGUUUGUGGAAAGAGACUCAGUUUGACUUGACAUCUUCAGAGAAUCAUCAGUUAUCAGAGAAUCUACACAAGGGAGAAACCUUUUGAAUGUUCAGAGUGUGGAAAGAGAUUCAGACACUGUGUGAAUCUUCAGUAUCACAGGAGAACCCACCUGGGAGAAAGUGUAGUCAAGCUGUAAAAUGAGAACAUGCCAAUGGUUAAUGUAACAAAUAACACAAGUAAUCCAAUUUUGAGCUUAACUCCGCUGGUACUAGGGAGUUGAACCUAUGUAUCCAGAAGGUUUCCUCUUGUAACAGUAUUUUCUGAACAUUAUUGUACACACUAAGAGUUUCUUGAUAUUUAUAGACCAGAAAGAACUUCAUAUCA